Molecule: messenger RNA, 627 nt
Organism: Cetraspora pellucida
Lineage: Eukaryota; Fungi; Glomeromycota; Glomeromycetes; Diversisporales; Gigasporaceae
Source: the annotation of a GenBank genome assembly
AUGGAAGAUGAUGAUCUACAAUCCUCUUUGUCAGUUCAGUCAUUUGAUGAACCAUAUGCCAACCGAUCUGAAAGCUCCAUGUUAGAAAACACAUAUACAAGUGAAGAAAGCAACAAUGAAUUAUCUGAAAAACUAAUAUAUAAAAAAACAAAACUAGGCCAUAGAGUAAUUGAAACUAAAAAAGAAUCUGAAGAUAUCAAAAUUGAGAUUAUAUACGGUGUUUGUUUUGUAUUAGAUGAUUUAGGAAAAAAUUGUAAUACACAAUUGAGAAUAAUAGGUGGAUCGACCUCAAAUUUAAUAUCUCAUUUAACAAACACCCAUGGUAUUACGCAAGAUAGACCUAAAUUAUAUUCUGAUUUCAAAAUCCACGAAGUAUUACUUUCUUUUACAUAUGUCCGAUAUCCUCACACUGCAAAUGUUAUCCAAGAAAAAUUAGAAGAAGUAAUUGAAAAAUGGGGUCUCAAAGGAAAGGUAUAUUCAAUCAUAACUAAUAAUAGGUCUAAUAUGAAAGCAGCAAUUAAUAAAAUGAGUGAUAUAGUAAGAAUCCUAUGUUCAGCCCAUACAUUACAACUUGCUGUUGGAAAAGAUCUGAUGCCUGUUGAAGCAUUCAUGGCACACGCCAAGUGA